UCUUCUCCAUCUCACCUUUCCCCAUCAGCAUUCCCUUCCUUCCCCCUCUUUCUCUCCCCCCCUUUCUCUUUCCCAGCAUGCCCGACCUUGCAAGAGAGAGAGUGAGAAAUAAAGAGGGGGUUGAAGAGUCGCUACAGUCCAGUCACUGAGAGCCAAGAGUGAACAGCACUAAAAAAGAAAAGAAGAUGAAACAUGGAAUUGUCUUCCUCCUGGAUGAUCUUUUAACUUGUGAGCCUGACAGGAAUAUAAUUGGAAAGGGAAAAUCUUUAAAUUAAAGGCAAAAAAAAAGACACUUUCUGUCCUGUGCUGGGAUGACUAUGGAACACAAUUUUGUCUUCAACAUCCAGGAGAAAAGAAGAAUAAAGACAAAGACAUAAAGGAAACUAAAUGAAGAAAAAAAAUUUGCUUGUGAUUUCUCAAAGAAGAAAAAGACAUUAAAAUGAUCCAAAUAUCUUCUAUGAAGUAUAUCUGAAUCAAUUUUAAGCUAACAGAGAAAAAAAAAAGUGGAAGACAAAAAAGGAGAUUUCAAAGGACAUGUUUAAGGAGUAAAAGGGACACAACGAACCCCACUUUGGAAAAAAAUCGGAAAAUUAAGGAAAUGGUAGUUAGAGAAACAUUAGUCACAGAAGAUCUAGUAACCAAGGUGUAAUCCCAAGGAACCAGUUUUAAAAUGGAUGAGUAAAAACAGAAAAUUAUUAUUGAAAGGCAAAAGGAGAUAGGGAAAGGGAGUAAAAAAAAAGCUAAAGUGAGAAAGGGAUGACAAAAGAAGACGAGAGAGCAACAAUAGAAAGUGAUCUGAAAAAAAGCUCAAAGACAGAACAAAUCAAGAAGCAGAAGAAGCUGAGUGGAAAAAUGAAACAUCCUUUCCUGAUUUUCACCCUCCACUUGAUGGCAGUGGCAUUGAUGGCGAAAGGUGCGCCCCAGCUGCAGCUGGAGCGCUGGGUGCGCUCGGGCCUGCAGUCCCUGCAGUGGGACCAGUUGGACCGCUGCCUCCACGCUGCCUCUCACUCCGAGACCGAGUGCAGGCGUCUCGCCCACCUGCCUCCUUCCACUGUGGCAGUCUAUGCCUCAGAACCACAUACUGCCACUGCAGGUGUCUCUGACAAAGUUCUGGCUAUCCUCCCGGACUCUUACUCCUCCAGUGGGAUGAUCAGCUCCAAAUUCCGGGGUGCUUUCAGCAUCAGCCCAAUGGUGAAUGGGAGGGAGAGUCGCCAUAGGUACCAGCUGCCUUUACCUGCCUCCAUGACCCACGACGCAGUGCUAGUGCUGGACCCGAGUCCUGGUGAGAAUUUUGGACACCCUGUUGGCCUCUUCUACGUGGACCUCAAUGUGACUAAGAGGAGAUGUUCCCACCUGGAUGGCAUUUACCUGGGAGAGGAGUGCUUGACUCAGGCAUUGAAAGGUCGGUGUCAGAACCAGCUGAAACGUCAACAGGCUGGGCCUGAGAGGCUUUUGGGUCAUGGGCACAGCUGGCGGGUGGGCGGAGCUCCACGUGGAGGUACCGUUAGCAGUCCGGUCAAUGGACGACUCUGUGAGGUCCACUUCCUCCCCUUAGUAGUCGGAGUUGGAGAUGGCAACCAGACCCAGAGACUUAAAUGUGUUGAUCAUGCAGAAUUUUCCAGGUGCCCUCAAUCGGUACCUAUGGGGUCCCCCAGUUUGCCUAUCUCCAGCUGUGAACUGAACAAAAACACCAGACGUUGUCACCAGCAGCCAUUGGCCACUCACCUCUCCUGCCGUCUUUACCAGACAUGCGACCAUGCUGUGCUUAUCUCUGGGGGGUGGCGGGAACAGAUGACAUUCCAACGGCAUGUGCAUAAUCUUCAGAAGUUUUACAGAAUGCUCCGGAUCAAUGGUUUCCACAAAGACCAUAUAAAGACAUUUUUUGCCAGCAGUGGUCACAUUUCAGAAGACCUGGAGGGUGCCCACUCAGCCACGGAGAAAGCGGUGAUCCGCAACCAUGUGUCAUAUGUCUGCAGAAAACAGCACUGCGCCGACUCACUGGUGCUCUACCUGAACUCGCCAACGCGCAACGACGGCACUAUGCUGCUGUGGGAUGCCAACCUCAAUGGCAUUGCUGAUCUGAAAGAACGCUACUCGGUCAGCGAGCUGUUGACUGAUCUGGCUGGCUGUAGGGCAGCCCGCGUUUUGUUGUUCGUGGAUCAGAGCUACAGCGGUGUUCUGUUCAAAAGGCUGCGAGGCUCCCAGAAACAUCUCAAUGUAGUUCUGAUCCAAAGCCAGAAAACGCAGACACAAAACUACCAGAGCCAGAGUAUGAGUACAGGCUGGGAGGACAGCACCUGGGCUCACAUCGGACCCUUAACCUGCUUGCUGGACCACCUGGAGAAGACUGCGGGUGCUUCCCACCUCCUGGACCACUGGGCCGGGCUCUUAAACAUCACCAUGGCAGGAGCCCCAUGCAAUGCUACACCACCACUGACGGACAGCGAGAUGCGGCGGUGGUACCAGGGAUGCCAGAACCUGCCAACCGCACUCUGGCACAGGAAGUACCGAAGAAUCAACUAAAAAAGGGACAGGCCCCCUCAGAGGCUGACCAGAAACAGAGAGAAAUAGUGGGAAAGACCUCACGUGCAGAGAAAUUAUAUUGUUAGCGUUUAUCACAUGCAUGUGUAGCUGGACAAUAGGUGCAAUGCGCGUGGGUUUAGAGUGUGUUAGGUUGUGUGUAUGUUUUGUGCCCUAAUGCUGAACUCGGACAGUAACCAUGGAGAUGACAGCUCACCCCAAGGGGUGUCCUGAACCUGAACGCCAUUUGUGCUGAUAUGUAUAUGUGUGGAGGUUCAGCAAAAGGACACUCACUUGGGUGUGUGCGCGUGUGUGUGUGUGGUGGGCAUGCGUGUGCGUGCAUGUCUUUAACGUUUCACAACAAAUCGCUUGUCUCCUAUUUUUGUCCACAUAAUUUUUUCUUUGUUUCCUCUUUUUGUCCAUCAUUCAGCACUCACUCACACCUACUCGCCUUUUAAUUAAUUAAUUUUAAAAAAAAUAUGACCUCAUAGACUUAGCCUUUUGUCCUUUUAUUCUAUUGCCCAUCCUGCUGUACUUUACUUGGACUUUGUUCUCAACUUUAUUGACUGUUAUCUUUUGGCAAAGAAAUUGAGAUUUUAACCCAGAACAUUUUUAUAUUCACUAUUUUAUUGUAUAGUGCCAUAUUUCCACAACUAGUGACUGAAGAC
Syngnathoides biaculeatus (alligator pipefish) is the source of this 3188-nucleotide messenger RNA. RefSeq lists its product as uncharacterized. Lineage: Eukaryota; Metazoa; Chordata; Actinopteri; Syngnathiformes; Syngnathidae. The transcript is spliced from 8 exons. Bases 757 to 2523 code for a protein of 588 amino acids. The record is from RefSeq and is a predicted model, not a curated record.